Molecule: messenger RNA, 366 nt
Organism: Rodentolepis nana
Lineage: Eukaryota; Metazoa; Platyhelminthes; Cestoda; Cyclophyllidea; Hymenolepididae
Source: the annotation of a GenBank genome assembly
GAACCUAUUGCAGCGGCCUUACUGGCCUCUAUUCUGUUGUCUGCGUUGAGUAACAAAACAGACGACUUUACGGACAAAGAAGAUUACAAAAACUACUCCAAAAGCUUCCAGGAAAAAGCCGAAGGUGUCUUAAACGAAUGCUAUCGUGAAGAUGAGCACCGUGCUCAAUUAAUAAUCAACCACGAAUUAGCCUACUAUGGGCAUAGUUCGGUUAUCAAACUAGCUGCUGAAGGGCAGAGUAUCAAGUUUAUGGCCCAUCCAUGUUGCCAGGACUUCUUAACAAACACUUGGAAGGGAAAUCUCUCCUCAAAGAAUAGUAUGUUCAGGGUAAGUCAAAUAACUUUUUCUCAAAAUUUAAAUUGCUGA